This is a messenger RNA of Prorocentrum cordatum, 1103 nucleotides long. Lineage: Eukaryota; Dinophyceae; Prorocentrales; Prorocentraceae. The record is from the annotation of a GenBank genome assembly.
GUAUACGAUAUCUCCGUGGCCACGUUCGACAUCGCAUCUGCAGACAUUAGCCAGGACAUGACGGUGACGGUCACCUUGGCUCUCAGCCCGCGAGCGGGCGAUUGGAGUGAGGAGAUCCGCAGCAUUACGAAACUCUACCUCGACGAGGGCGUGAGCUACGACCUUGCGGGCGUGAGCAGCGGCAUGGGGCUCGAGCUGUCCACGAAGCGGGCGCAGUUGGUUGAGUACUGGUACCACAUGGAUUUCUCCUUCUUGCGGGCCGCUGGCAAGGACAAGGGAAAGAGGAGGCCGCCAUCGUUGUACGCGGAGUUGGUGCGCCGCAUGAUGGACUGCGAUCUGAUUGAGUGGACAUUGUUUGAGGAGGUGUCGUGCGGGCUUUUCUUCGUCAUUAAGAAGUCAACGAAGUACCGGCUGAUCGUGGGCGGCCGAUUACCUUCGUGUCAUUUUCGAGAUAGCGAUCCAGUUCCCCUGGCGUCUGGAGCUGCCUUUUCGGCUAUCGAAGUAGACGGCGGCUCUCCCAUCCAGGUCGGCUCGGUCGAUAUCGUCAAUGCGUUCUACAGCGUGCAGCUGCCCGGACCUCUCAGGGCUCCGUUGAUCCUCGAGGGCCGCGUCGUGGUCCUGGCCCACCUCCACAAGAUGCGCUCCCUGUCUAAUUUCGGGAGGCGCCGCCUCUUCCUGGGUGGCGCGAUGGCUAGCGUCCUAGCCAUCUCUACGGGUCGAUCGUCUUCGAAGUUGAUGCGGAUAUUCAAACAUAUCGCCGGCCUGAACUUGGCCUUCGGCAUGUUGUCCUGUUGGCGCUGGCUCUCUGCAGAGCGCAAUCCCGCAGGCCGCGGCUCAAGGCGGAAGGCUAGCGAUUGCGCCGAGGUCGGUCCCGCCCCGGGCUACUGCGCCGCGCAGACUGCGCUCCUGCUGGCGCCGCAGGCGACGCCUCGGAUAGCGCGCUGCAGGCGCCAGAUCGCCGCCCGCUCGAUGCACGGGGCCUACCGCCUCGCGCAGUCGAAGGAGGUCCACCUCGUCGACCAGUCCCUCGCAGGGCCCGCGAGCUCCGCGGGCUUGCUCCUGCUGACUGCGUGGAAGCACUUCCGGCGCGGCCUGCCGGCCUA